Messenger RNA from Tarenaya hassleriana, 1594 nucleotides. RefSeq names its product protein REVEILLE 6-like. Gene Ontology annotation, molecular function: DNA binding. Bases 89 to 1099 code for a protein of 336 amino acids. The record is from RefSeq and is a predicted model, not a curated record. NCBI's taxonomy places the organism in Eukaryota, Viridiplantae, Streptophyta, Magnoliopsida, Brassicales, Cleomaceae. The transcript has 8 exons.
GCUGCGAAGCUCCAUUUCAAUGUCUGUUCUCAGAGGCUCAUAACGAACCCACCAAAGCCGAAGAUCCCAAAUUUCUUCUGCAGCUUUCAUGGUUUCUAGAAACCCGAACCCUGGAGACGGCUUCUACUUGGAUCCCACCGGUAUGACUUUGCCCGGCCUUGCCCCCUUCUCCGGCGGAACUGUCGACGCAACCCCCUCCUCCUCCGCCGUGGUCGCGGCAGCUUCGACGGCGACGGCGACGGCGACGGCGACGGAAUCAUCGUGGGAGGAUCCAAGCAAGAAGGUUAGGAAGCCCUACACCAUCACCAAGUCCCGAGAGAGCUGGACCGAGCCGGAGCACGACAAAUUCCUCGAAGCUCUUCAGUUGUUUGACAGAGACUGGAAGAAGAUUGAAGCUUUUAUUGGGUCAAAGACAGUGAUACAGAUAAGAAGCCAUGCACAGAAGUACUUUCUAAAAGUACAAAAGAGUGGAACUGGUGAACAUCUCCCUCCCCCUCGACCUAAGAGGAAAGCUGCUCAUCCAUAUCCACAGAAGGCUCCCAAAAACGCACAACCUCAGGCUUCAGGGUCCUUCAAAUCAUCAUCUGCACCAAGUGAACCGGGUUACGUGUUUAGUCAUGAGUCUUCUUCAAUGAUGAUGAAUUCAGGGAACUUUGCUGGUGCACCUCCAUGGACAAAUAACGUGCAAACCAUUAGCUUUUCACCUCUCCAGCAGAAAGCAGGGGCAGUACAGACUAACAACUGUUCUAGCAGCUCCGAAAAUACUCCUAGAACAAGACCCAACAGGAACACGAGUGAACCGGGCAACCAUGGCCAUUCAUUAAGAGUUUUACCAGACUUUGCCCAAGUUUACAGCUUCAUCGGCAGUGUUUUCGACCCAUAUGCUACCGACCAUCUGCAGAAGCUGAAAAAGAUGGACCCCAUAGAUGUGGAAACGGUGAUGCUGCUAAUGAGGAAUCUAUCAAUUAAUCUCGCUAGCCCCGAUUUUGAGGAUCAUAGACAGCUGCUUUCGUGCUAUGACAUUGGCUCGGAGACAACUGAUCCUGGGGGUGGAACAAGUAAAACCCUGAAUAAAGAAAAACCCGAGAUCUCAACUUGAUUUUGCUUCUUGUUCGUCGUUUUUCCCUCCUUCUCACCCAUCUGGAGUCUCGGUAGACACACACACGCCAGGUGACGGAAGGAACUUUUAAGAGUGGCAAAUAUGAUAUUUAUUACAUCCCCGGGAGUGCUGUUUUCCGCAGCUCUGGUGUUUUUUUGGUGUACAUAGGAAGACAGUCCGGCGACAUGGGCGGUCGAGGAUAUGUAUAUACAUAUAUAUAUAAACUUAUAUUAUGUAUUUGGUGUUGGAAUAUAUUAUGUACAGUGUUUUCAGCUAAUACCCAGAAAAAAAAGGACAAAAUUUCUGAAGGUUAUUGUCUGAACAUGUACAGUCUGAGCUUAUAUGUUUUAUGUAGUGAGUGACUUAUUGGGACGCCAGAGGAUUAAGAUGAAGAGCACAGUAUCCCGUUUCUCCCUAGCUGACACUGAUACUGUGAAUGUAUGUAAGUAAGCACUGUGAUUGUUAUUGUUAUUGAAAUGGGAGUAUAUUGCAGUA